UUUUUUUGAGGAAAAAAGUUCAUCUAAUAUUUUUUGAAGGAGAGUCGUGUUGUAAUUGUUGGGUUGCAAUGAUUAUUAUUUUGUAGUAAUUGUGUAGAUUUGUUGUUGUUGUUCUUCUUCAUCCACCUGUCUUGUCUUCUGACUCGCUCAUAUCAUAUUAUACAACAAACACAAAAACGAAUCCAGAUUGAUUGAUUCUUCUGAUUCCCAGAACAGAGUUUCAAUUCGAAUUCAUUGUAUUUAAUCGAUGGCUUCUCAUUCUCGCCGCCGCAUGUUAUUGAAAGUCAUCAUCCUCGGUGAUAGUGGGGUUGGCAAAACAUCACUCAUGAAUCAGUAUGUGAAUCGAAAGUUUAGUAACCAGUAUAAGGCUACCAUUGGUGCUGAUUUCCUUACCAAGGAAGUUCAAGUUGAAGACAGGUUGUUCACAUUGCAGAUCUGGGAUACUGCUGGUCAGGAGAGGUUUCAAAGUCUUGGUGUGGCUUUCUACCGAGGUGCAGAUUGCUGUGUCCUUGUUUAUGAUGUAAAUGUCAUGAAAUCUUUUGAAAACCUUAACCACUGGCGAGAAGAGUUCCUUAUUCAGGCUAGUCCAUCUGAUCCUGAAAACUUCCCAUUUGUGGUGUUGGGAAACAAAGUAGAUGUUGAUGGUGGAAAUAGCCGAGUUGUUUCUGAGAAGAAAGCAAAGGCAUGGUGUGCUUCCAAGGGGAAUAUACCAUACUUUGAGACCUCUGCAAAGGAGGGUUUUAAUGUUGAGGCUGCUUUUGAGUGUAUUACCAAAAAUGCUCUCAAGAAUGAACCUGAAGAAGAAUUAUACAUGCCAGAAACAAUUGAUGUCGGUGGCGGUGGACGGCAACAGAGGUCAACAGGCUGUGAAUGUUGAGAGUUCUUUGCAUAGUCAGCUUCACAUGCAAGAUUGGUGCCAAAUUACUGCAUCCUUCAAAUUGGUGCUACAUUCUGCAUUUUCAGCAAUGAAAAGCCUGGGACAACUUGUCCUUCUUGUAUCUCUCUAGUUGCUUAGAUGUUCUCCUGUUUGUUUACUUAAUGUUACCCUCCUUAUUUUUCCUUUUGCCCAUAUAUAUGUAUCAAGUAUUACUUUUUUUAACCAAAAGUUUGAGUAUAUUACUUGAUAUUUUUUUUUAGGGCAAAAGUAUAUUACUUAAAAAGUUUGAGUAUAUUACUUUAUAUUUUUUUUAGGACAAGUAUAUUACUUUAAAUUGCACUAGCAUGUUUUUUUUUUUUGAA
This is a messenger RNA of Medicago truncatula (barrel medic), 1239 nucleotides long. RefSeq names its product ras-related protein Rab7. NCBI's taxonomy places the organism in Eukaryota, Viridiplantae, Streptophyta, Magnoliopsida, Fabales, Fabaceae. Gene Ontology annotation, molecular function: GTPase activity; GTP binding. Gene Ontology annotation, cellular component: vacuolar membrane. The record is from RefSeq and is a predicted model, not a curated record. Bases 248 to 877 code for a protein of 209 amino acids. The transcript has 7 exons.